ACUGCCUCCUACAUUCUUUAGACAACAGCCACUAUUCUGUCUUUCCUUAUUUUUCUGUUCUUUUGUUGUCUCUUUUAGUAGGCCAAUAUGGAGGACGAAGAGGCCUAUUAAAAGAGACUUAUCUCCACUUCUUCAAGUUUCUUCCUCCAGUAAGAACAAAAUAAUUCUUCUAAGAGAAGAAAAAGGAGAGCUUUUGUUUAAAGUUUUCAUUUCUUUGGAGCUCUCUUAUUUCUUCUUAAUUCAAGUUUUCUUGUUUCUGUCAUUUAACCAUGGCCGACAUUUCCUUGGAAGAGAUUAAAAAUGAAACUAUUGAUCUUGAGAAAAUCCCUAUUGAAGAAGUUUUUCAACAGCUGAAAUGUACAAAAGAGGGGCUGACCACAGCAGAAGGUGAGAAAAGGCUUGAAAUCUUUGGACCCAACAAACUAGAGGAGAAAAAGGAAUGUAAAUUUCUCAAGUUCUUGGGUUUUAUGUGGAAUCCUCUAUCAUGGGUCAUGGAAUCAGCUGCUAUCAUGGCCAUUGUUUUGGCUAAUGGAGGUGGCAAGCCACCGGACUGGCAAGACUUUCUUGGUAUUAUUGUAUUGCUCAUCAUCAAUUCCACCAUCAGCUUUAUUGAAGAAAACAAUGCAGGAAAUGCUGCUGCUGCUCUCAUGGCGGGUCUUGCCCCUAAAACCAAGGUGUUGAGGGACGGAAAAUGGAGUGAGCAAGAUGCAGCAAUUUUGGUUCCAGGAGACAUGAUUAGUAUCAAGUUGGGGGAUAUCAUCCCAGCUGAUGCUCGUCUCAUGGAAGGUGAUCCGCUCAAGAUUGAUCAAUCUGCUCUUACAGGUGAAUCCCUUCCUGUCACCAGGCAUCCUGGUGAUGAGAUUUUCUCUGGUUCAACUUGCAAACAAGGUGAGAUUGAAGCUAUUGUUAUUGCCACUGGUGUUCAUACCUUCUUUGGAAAAGCAGCUCACCUUGUUGAUAGCACCAACAAUGUUGGUCACUUCCAGAAGGUGUUGACAGCCAUUGGUAACUUCUGUAUAUGCUCAAUUGCAGUGGGUAUGCUGAUUGAAAUUGUAAUCAUGUACCCAAUUCAGCAAAGGAAGUACAGAGAAGGUAUUGACAACCUUUUGGUACUUCUCAUUGGAGGUAUUCCAAUUGCCAUGCCUACAGUCUUAUCAGUGACAAUGGCCAUUGGGUCUCACCGCCUGUCACAACAAGGUGCCAUCACCAAAAGAAUGACUGCCAUUGAAGAAAUGGCUGGGAUGGAUGUUUUAUGUAGUGAUAAAACUGGGACUCUUACCCUCAACAAGCUUACUGUCGACAAGAGCCUUAUUGAGGUAUUCGCCAAGGAUGCUGACAAGGAGACUGUUGUAUUACUUGCUGCCAGGGCUUCCAGAACAGAAAACCAGGAUGCUAUUGAUGCUUCAAUUGUUGGGAUGCUGAGUGACCCCAAGGAGGCUAGAGCAGGACUUACUGAAGUGCAUUUCUUGCCAUUCAACCCGGUGGAAAAGCGCACAGCUAUCACUUACUUUGACGACAAUGGUGACUGGCACAGAUGCAGCAAAGGGGCACCUGAGCAAAUUAUUGAUCUAUGUGAGCUCAAGGGAGAGAUGAGGAAGAAAGCCCAUGAAAUUAUUGACAACUUUGCUGAUCGUGGCCUUCGUUCUCUUGGCGUUGCUCGUCAGACUAUUCCAGAGAAGACCAAAGAAAGCGCUGGAACACCAUGGGAGUUUGUGGGUCUUUUGCCUCUUUUCGAUCCUCCAAGGCACGACAGUGCAGAGACUAUUCGCCGGGCUCUUGACCUUGGUGUCAAUGUUAAGAUGAUCACUGGUGACCAGCUUGCUAUAGGCAAAGAGACCGGACGAAGACUUGGCAUGGGCACUAACAUGUAUCCUUCAUCCUCCCUUCUUGGUGAUAGUAAGGAUGGGUCAGUUGCUGGAAUUCCAGUGGACGAGCUCAUUGAGAAGGCUGAUGGAUUUGCUGGAGUCUUUCCUGAGCACAAGUAUGAAAUUGUUAAGAAGCUCCAAGAGAGGAAACACAUUUGUGGUAUGACAGGAGAUGGUGUAAAUGAUGCCCCUGCAUUGAAGAAGGCAGAUAUUGGUAUUGCUGUGGCAGAUGCAACUGAUGCUGCCAGGAGUGCCUCAGACAUUGUUUUGACAGAGCCAGGAUUGAGUGUGAUUGUUAGUGCUGUGCUAACAAGCAGAGCCAUCUUCCAGAGGAUGAAGAACUACACAAUCUAUGCUGUUUCCAUCACAAUCCGUAUCGUGAUGGGAUUUAUGCUUGUUGCACUUAUCUGGAAAUUUGACUUCUCACCAUUCAUGGUCCUGAUCAUUGCCAUCCUCAAUGAUGGUACAAUCAUGACCAUCUCCAAGGACAGAGUCAAGCCAUCUCCCAUGCCCGAUUCCUGGAAGCUUAAGGAAAUCUUUGCUACAGGCGUUGUCCUCGGAACCUACAUGGCAAUUAUGACUGUGAUCUUUUUCUGGCUUGCUCAUGACACUGAUUUUUUCCCAGAGAAAUUUGGCGUGAGGACAAUCCGAGAUGAACAUGCUGAGCUUACAGCAGCUCUUUACCUUCAAGUCAGUAUUAUAAGUCAAGCACUCAUCUUUGUUACCCGAUCAAGAAGCUGGUCUUUCCUCGAACGCCCUGGUCUCUUGCUUGUUGGUGCCUUCAUUGCAGCACAGUUGCUGGCUACUGUUAUUGCUGUAUAUGCAAACUGGGGCUUUGCAAAAAUCCAAGGCAUUGGUUGGGGAUGGGCAGGAGUUAUUUGGGUUUAUAGCAUUAUCACCUAUAUUCCCCUUGACAUCCUCAAGUUCAUGAUCCGAUAUGCAUUGAGCGGAAAGGCAUGGGAUAACCUGCUACAGAAUAAGACUGCUUUCACAACCAAGAAAGACUAUGGAAAGGGCGAGAGGGAGGCUCAAUGGGCUAUGGCACAACGAACUCUUCACGGUCUCCAGUCAGCAGAUGGUGUGACUCAUGACAAAUCCAGCUACAAGGAAUUGACAGAGCUUGCAGAGCAGGCUAAGAGGCGUGCCGAGGUAGCUAGGCUAAGAGAGCUUCACACAUUGAAAGGACAUGUUGAAUCAGUAGUGAAGCUAAAGGGUCUUGACAUUGACACUAUCCAGCAACACUACACAGUCUAAGGCGUGCAAAGUUUCUAAGGAAGCAAGGCAAAUAAUAAGGAAAGCUUGAACAAACAAAGUGGGGAUGAUGGAAGACACCAGAGGAUAAGGAAGUUUAAAAAAUAAAAUAAAAAUAAAAAAGCUAAAAAUUGAAAAUGAAGAAGCCAGUUUCAAUCUCCAUAUAUGCUUUUCUUCAAUGUAAUAUUUGUUUUAUUCUUUUUCUUACUCUACGUUAGAGGAGUAAUGUUUACAAGGAUGACAUUUGUUGUAGCUUAUAUAGAAGAGCUAUUAUAUUGACAUAAUAAAUAACUUGGUACUAAAAUUUUGCAUUUUCAAAAUAUUCGCACUUAUUAUUAUUUUU
This is a messenger RNA of Ricinus communis (castor bean), 3459 nucleotides long. RefSeq names its product ATPase 8, plasma membrane-type. NCBI's taxonomy places the organism in Eukaryota, Viridiplantae, Streptophyta, Magnoliopsida, Malpighiales, Euphorbiaceae. Gene Ontology annotation, biological process: proton export across plasma membrane; regulation of intracellular pH. Bases 270 to 3119 code for a protein of 949 amino acids. Gene Ontology annotation, cellular component: plasma membrane. The transcript is spliced from 13 exons. Gene Ontology annotation, molecular function: ATP hydrolysis activity; ATP binding; P-type proton-exporting transporter activity. The record is from RefSeq and is a predicted model, not a curated record.